This is a messenger RNA of Habropoda laboriosa, 2544 nucleotides long. RefSeq names its product SRSF protein kinase 3 (gene SRPK). Bases 627 to 2540 code for a protein of 637 amino acids. Gene Ontology annotation, biological process: spliceosomal complex assembly; regulation of mRNA processing; protein phosphorylation. Gene Ontology annotation, molecular function: protein kinase activity; ATP binding. NCBI's taxonomy places the organism in Eukaryota, Metazoa, Arthropoda, Insecta, Hymenoptera, Apidae. The record is from RefSeq and is a predicted model, not a curated record. The transcript is spliced from 6 exons.
UUCAUCGAGACAUAUUUUAAGUUCCAUCGAAGGAAACCUUAAGCUAAGUACAAAAUACUCUACGGAUUUCAUCAAGGAACAUAAUAUAGACUUUAAGUUAGAAGAAGUAUCAGAAAUUGUAAAAUUAUUGUUUAAAGACUAGUCGAAUUUGAACCUCGUCUGCUACCACGGCAUAGAAAAGGAUACUGAACUAUCGAAUACCAAGUAUCAACGAAGGCAGAAGUAGGAAAUCGUGAGCAAACCGGAAAGGAAGGACUUUGUAUUUGCGAGUGUAUUGUCAAUGUAACAAACGAUUUGAACAAGAGGUUGAAGUGCAUCGGUAAAUACGUCGACGUCGACGACCGGUAGAACGACACCUGCUUCGUUCGAAACGAGAGACGAGGACACGGUGACGGCGGGGGCGGCCAUACUCAAACAACCGCCGAGCGAAGUGCGCGGCACAGCGCAGAAAUGAGACGAUAAUAAACCGCAUUCUAUCGUUCGUAAACUCGAGGAGACGGUAACGGGUGUAAGUUCCUCCAUUAGAACGUACAGGAAAGAAUUACGGAAGGAAGUGAAAACGGAAGUGUGGGAAGUGCAAAGAAAAAGAGGAAAGCGGCCCGACGAAUCGAGGCGCAGGGAACGGUAUGAGCGCAAAGACGGACGUGAACAGGCGAGUCCUAGCAAUUCAGGCCAAAAAAAAAAGACACAAGCCGAGUAAGCGAAAAGGAAAGGGAAAUUCUCAGGAUGAAUCAGAGACAUCGGGAGCUCAGUGUUCGAAGACACCGGCUACUCAACAAGGACAAGGAUCGGGUUCCUAUCAGGAUUCCUCUGCACAGAGACCAUAUUCCAGCGACAAUGGAAACAGACUGGAACCAUGUCAUAGCUCAAGUAAUGAAACAAUGGAGGAUGGUGAUGAAGUAUACAGUAGCGAGGCUGAAGAACAAGAGGACAGCAGUGACUAUUGUAAAGGAGGAUAUCAUCCUGUCAAAAUAGGAGAUUUAUUCUUAAACCGUUAUCAUGUAACUCGUAAACUUGGUUGGGGUCAUUUCUCAACAGUCUGGCUCUGCUGGGACUUACAGGAUAAACGAUUUGUGGCACUUAAAGUGGUCAAAUCUGCAUCGCAUUUUACUGAAACCGCAUUGGAUGAAAUUAAAUUAUUAAAAGAUGUGCGUGAUACAGAUCCUAGUGAUCCUAAACGCAAUAAAACCGUCCAGUUACUCAAUGACUUCAAGAUCAGUGGCAUUAAUGGUUUGCAUGUUUGCAUGGUAUUUGAAGUGCUUGGAGAUAACCUUCUUAAAUUGAUUAUCAAAUCCAACUAUAGAGGAAUUCCAAGAAAUAAUGUUAAACGUAUCAUCAGACAAGUUCUUGAAGGUCUUGAUUAUCUUCACAAUAAAUGUAAAAUAAUUCAUACAGACAUAAAACCUGAAAAUGUACUUGUUUGUGUUGAUGAAGCUUAUAUAAGAAAAUUGGCUUGUGAAGCUACAGAGUUACAUUCUCUUGGAAUGAAAUUACCGGUAUCUUUAAUUUCAACGGCCCCAAAGGAAUUUCAAGAACCAACUCCUAAUUCUAAAAUGUCAAAAAAUAAAAAAAAGAAACUUAAGAAGAAAGCUAAACGUCAAAAUGAACUAUUAAAGAAACAAAUGGAGCAAAUUGAAGAGCUUGAAGAGCAAGAUAAACUUGCAAAUAGUACGAGAGCAAAUGGAGAAUUAGAAACAAAUAGUCCAGAUCAAGAUAUAAAUACAGAAAGUAUAGAAGAUAAUACAGAAAGCAAAGAUUCACCUGACAUUUCAGAACCAUCUGCACCUUCACUGCACAUAAAUGGUGUAGAUAGUUUAGCAGGUGGGGAAAAAGUAGAAAAUCAAUUACCUCAACAAUCUGAAAAGAUGGAAAAUACGAACAUAUGUGAUGUAGAAAAGACUUGUGAAGGAUUACUAUCAUCUGAUCAUGAAUAUACAGAUGAAUGUAGUGAAGGUCGUAAUUUAGAACCACCUGAAAGUAAACAAUUGAAACGAGCAUCCGUAGCUCCCUUAGAUCCUGCGCUAGUAGAAUGUGAUGUUGAAGUAAAGAUAGCAGACCUUGGUAAUGCAUGUUGGGUCCACAAAAAAUUCACAGAUGAUAUUCAAACUCGUCAAUACAGAUCAUUAGAAGUGUUACUAGGAUCUGGGUAUGAUACAUCUGCAGAUAUAUGGUCCACUGCCUGUAUGGCAUUUGAAUUAGCGACUGGUGACUAUCUCUUUGAACCACAUAGCGGAAAUUACUAUUGCAGAGAUGAAGAUCAUUUAGCUCACAUUAUUGAAUUGCUUGGAGAAAUACCAAAGCACAUUGCUCUGUCUGGCAAAAACUCAAAAAUGUACUUCAAUAAGAAAGGCGAGUUGAAACGGAUUACUGGAUUAAAACCUUGGGGACUGUACGAGGUGCUUACGGAAAAAUACGAUUGGUCACCAAGAGAAGCGCGCGAGUUUGAAGAGUUCCUAACUCCGAUGCUCGAGUUUGACCCGAGUAUGCGAGCUACAGCAGCAGAGUGCCUGAAGCAUCCAUGGCUGCAAAUCAAAAAGUGAUCAU